Molecule: messenger RNA, 1467 nt
Organism: Alternaria burnsii
Lineage: Eukaryota; Fungi; Ascomycota; Dothideomycetes; Pleosporales; Pleosporaceae
Exons: 2
Coding region: 1-1467 (488 amino acids)
Biological process (GO): DNA-templated transcription
Cellular component (GO): nucleus
Molecular function (GO): zinc ion binding; DNA binding
Source: RefSeq, a predicted model, not a curated record
AUGGCUGUUUAUGCUGUGGUAGGGAAAGAUAAGGCGAGGCUACCUACAGCAGACCAAUUUGCCACAGCAGCACGAGAGCAGAUGACGGUCCUGACGCCACCGAGCUUGGUGACUGUUCAAACGCUGUUGGUACUCUCCAUGUACGAGUGGGGGAUCGGGAACCGACAGCAAGCCUGGCUGAGCAGUGGCAUGGCUAUCAGGAUGAUGCAGUCUCUACAGUUCAUGACCGCUUCUACAGAACAUCCCCCUGAAGAUUUGAAUGUGUACAAUCGUACCUUGUGGAGCUGCUUUAUCAUGGAUCGCUUGAUCUUCUCAGGAAUGCCUCAGCCAUAUACCCUUUCAUGCAAUUCUCUACGAACCUCUUGGCCUUCUUCAGACGAAGACUUCGUGUUUGGCCUGCCCCCAGUGUCGUCACGUCAUGCCACAGCUGGGCAAAGUCUACUCGAUGACAUGCCUGGAAAUAUGGCGAACUCCUACAACGUUCUCGUUAGGGGCUUCGAUAUAUGGGCACGCAUCCUACAGUGGAUCAUUAGUGGAGGAAGAUUCUUGCCUGAUAUGAGUCUUCCUGCAAAUUGUCCCUGGAAUCCGACGUCACCCUGGGCGUCACUAUAUCAAGAAUUACAGGCAUGGAGAAGCCUUUUGGAAGAACGGAUGCUUUUCCCUAAGGUCUCCGUGGAGAGCCAUGCUGCGCUCGAACAGGCCGAGCCUUUCGCCUAUGUCAAUCUAGUCUACUACAUCAGUCUGAUCUUCCUAAAUCGCGAGUACCUCCCGUUUCUGCCAACUAUGUGCGAUCGACCCUCUGGACCAAUUGAUCCUCCACUGCUUCCCCCAGAUGCACCUGUGGGAUGGUGGGAUACAAGAGCAACUGAGCUUUUCGCGUCUGCAGCCUCUAUAACUACCAUCAUGGAGGACCUGGAUAAUGCAGACGCUUCGCUGCAUACGCCCUUCCCAAGCUUCUGUGUUUUCUCAGCAGUAACCAUGAACAUGUACAGAUCGGCUUUCCCCUGGAUGAGCCCCGAUAAACUGCAAGACGGUCGAUCCCUUGUAGAGAAGAAUCUCCUUUGGCUUGAUACAUUCCGCAAGAUUUGGCCUGUUGGAGAACGCUGGUGGCUGACGAGCCAGCGUACCAAGCAAUUGUACGAUCAUGCUAGUGCUCACUUGGAGAGGUACCAAGGAAAAGCAAGAACGGAUUUCGAUGCCCUAGAGGCUUCCAUGCAUGACUGUCGGCGUCGAAGGCCAUCAGUCGAUGAGUAUCGGGACCUGAACCCUGACGCGGUUCUCACACGGGACCGCAUUUUCACACAUUUAGAAGAGCAAGGGCUGUGCGAGACAAAUUACAAUGGGGACAUGUCGGAGAUGGCAUUACAUUCAAAUAUAGGAUGGAGUCAAUUAUGGCCGUUUUGGGAUCAAGAAGAUAGUGGAUAUCUCGUCUACAGUGGGCUUUCGCCAAAUACAGAAUGUUUAUAA